AAUAUGAAUUUCAAUCGUCAUUCAAAAUUCCUGACCAAUGUGGUGGUAAUGUUAAUUUUGAUGGUCUUAUUGGCGAUUGGAUCGUUGAGGAAAGUGUUUGCAAAUUUGGACGAUUCACAAUUCAAACGAAAUCCAGGUUUAUCCGGCAAUGCCGCGACAGGAGUCCGAUUUAAUGCAACUGCGGCCGGGAGUGGCCGUACGAAUCGGACCGGAAAUGUACGUCAUAAUAUUCCGACAGAAGACGAUGUGUUGAGUUGGUCAGUGGAAGCACCACGAUUUGCGUGCGACGAAAAUAACUCAGCGAGUUACAUGGUUUAUUGUCAAGGCAAAUUAUUGCAUGCAGUAGCAAUGUUGAACAUUUUCAAAGAUUCAAAAACAUUUGUGGAUAAGCCGAUGAAACGUGAUCCAGAAGAUAUUAAUGAGGACUUCAAUAAGCAUUUCAAUCAUCAGAUCACAACGAAUGAUCGAGAGGCUGUGCGAUCGUUUCUUGAAGAGAAUUUCGGCAACCAAGGCGAUGAUUUGAGCGAGUGUCCCGAAGGAACGAUGUCAGAUUGGCUUGAUGAUCCGGAAUAUUUGAUUUCAAUUGACGAUGACGAAAUGCGUCGAUUCGCGUUGGAAAUUCAUGCGUUAUGGAAGAAGCUCUGUCGAACGGUCAAAAAUGAGGUGAAGACAAAUCCGAAAAGAUAUUCAUUAUUGUACGUUCCAAACGAGUUUAUAAUUCCUGGUGGACGUUUCCGAGAGUUGUAUUAUUGGGAUUCAUAUUGGGUGGUUAAGGGACUCAUUGCCUCAGGUUUCUUUCAUCGCUUAUUUCAUGACACCAUGGGAAUAUUCUUUUUCAUAGAUUAG
Molecule: messenger RNA, 846 nt
Organism: Anisakis simplex (herring worm)
Lineage: Eukaryota; Metazoa; Nematoda; Chromadorea; Rhabditida; Anisakidae
Source: the annotation of a GenBank genome assembly